CAUAUACGGUAUUAUCGUUAUCUCCUAGCUAUGGUGUAUGCUAUCUGGGAAGUAAACAAUUCGCCAAAUAUUUUGCCAAAUAUUACACUGGGUUUUGACCUGUAUGAUUCCUGCUAUAACCAAGCUCGAUCAUUAAUGGAAACAACAAGGAUUUUAUCAGGAAAAAAAACUGUUGCGCUAAAUUUUAACUGUCACACAAAGAGCAUUCCAAGUGCUAUAGUUGGUGACAUGCCUUCUAAGGCCUCCAUACCAAUAGCCAGGAUUCUUGGCCUAUAUAAAUAUCCUCAGAUAAGCUAUGCAUCAGCACACCCAAGCCUGAGCGACAAGGUACAGUUCCCAUCUUUCCUAAGAACAAUUCCCAAUGAUAAUUAUGAAGUUCUUGAAAUUGCUAAUUUGGUGAAUUACUUUAACUGGACAUGGGUUGGAAUCAUAACUACAGAUAAUGAAUUAGGUAGAUCAGGCUCCCAACUCCUCACUAAGGAGAUAGAAGGUAAUGGAGGCUGUGUUGCAUUCCUUGAAAUUCUACCUAUCUACAUCUCUAUGGAAUCCGUGAACCGAAUCAUUGAUGUUAUCAAGAAGUCAAAAGCCACAGUAAUUAUUGUAUACUCGACCAUGGAGAAUCUUAUUCCUUUAAUGGAGGAAGCUUCCUUUCAAAAUGUUACAGAUAAAGUGUGGCUUGGCUGUGGAAGUUGGUCAAUAACUUCAGACUUUCCUCGCCCAGACAUCUUAACAACUUUAAAUGGCAGUCUAGGUGUGGCACCAUCAAGUGGAAAAAUUCCAGGUUUUAAAGAAUUUCUUUACAGUAUACAUCCAACCAAAUAUCCAGAUGAUAUCUUUAUUAAAACAUUCUGGGAGAAAGCUUUUGGUUGUGCUUGGGCUCCAUACUAUCCUUAUAAUACAUUUUUAAACACAUCUGCAGAUGGAAGGCAUUGGUGCACAGGGGAAGAAAGAUUAGACAGCAUUGAUCCCAAUAUAUAUGAUGUUUUCAACUUUAGAUACACUUACAAAACUCAUAAUGCAGUGUUUGCCAUUGCUCAUGCUCUACAUGAAAUGCAAUCCUGUGUACCAGGACAAGGACCCUUUGUGACUGGAUCCUGUGCAAAUAUUUUCUCGCAUAAACCCUGGCAGCUACUUCAUUAUGUUAAAAAAGUACAUUUCAAAAAUACUGCAGGAGAGCAAGUAUUUUUUGAUAAGAAUGGAGAUAUUCCAAUUUCCAUAGAUAUUCUUAAUUGGUGGCUUUAUCCCAAUGGUAGCAAUCAGUAUGUCUAUGUUGGCAAAUAUGAUGGACGUGCUCCAGAAGGCAGUAAACUGCAGAUUGAUGAAAACAAGAUUAUGUGGAAUGGACACAAACAGCCCCCGAUUUCUGUCUGCAGUUAUCCUUGUCCAAAAGGAUUCAGAAGAGCUAAUCGUCAAGGACAAAAGAUCUGUUGUUUUGACUGCGUUCCAUGUUCUGAAGGCGAAAUCCUCAAUGCUAAUGAUGCUAAUGAAUGUCUUAAGUGUCCAGAAGAUCAAUGGCCAAAUCUAUCCAAAGAGAAAUGUGUUCCAAAAUCCAUCCAGUUUCUGGCUUAUGAUGACAUACUGGGAUCUUCUCUGGCCUCUAUCUCAAUUAUAUUUUGCCUUCUCACCUUUUUUGUACUUUGCCUAUUCCUUAUUAAGCACAAAACACCCAUUGUUAAGGCCAACAAUCGGGUGCUCAGUUAUCUUCUUCUUGUUUCCCUUAUGUUUUGCUUCUUAUGCUCAUUGGUAUUCAUUGGGCGUCCCACCAUUGUGACCUGCAUGUUACGUCAAGUAGUCUUUGGCAUUAUUUUCUCAAUUUGUCUUUCCAUAAUACUAGCAAAGACUAUCACUGUCAUCAUGGCAUUCAGAGCAACAAAUCCAGCAGAAACUAAAAUAAGAAAGCUUGUGAGACGAAGGAUUCCAAUAUACAUUAUUCCUUUUUGUUCUUUGAUACAGAUUCUAAUUUGCUUAAUAUGGCUAACUAGUUCUGCUCCCUUCGAAGAAUUCAAUAAGAUGGUAGAAAUUGGAACAAUUGUUAUUGAAUGCAACGAGGGAUCUAAAGUAUUGUUUUCAUGCGUUUUGGCAUAUAUGGGACUCUUAGCUUCCAUUAGCCUCAUUGUUGCAUUUCUGGCCAGGAAUCUCCCUGACACCUUUAAUGAAACCAAGUUCAUUACAUUUAGUAUGUUAGUGUUCGCUAGUGUUUGGAUUACAUUUAUCCCCGCUUAUCUUAGCACCAAAGGAAAAUACAUGGUGACAGUAGAAAUAUUUGCUAUAAUUUCUUCCUCUGCGGGGAUACUUGUUUGUAUCUUCUUUCCUAAAUGCUACAUUAUUUUAUUGCAACCAGAAAUGAAUAAUAAAAGAUAUAUAACCGGGAGUAGAAAAAGAUGAUGACUUUUCUUGAGAUUACCAGCCUCAAGAGUGAACAAAGUGACCAGAAUUUAAAAACUGAAGGUUUACUAUAAUAGAGGGUACAGCUAGAGAUGUUAAUGGUGUCCAAGCAGUGCUCUGAAUUCUGUAUUGUUGUCUUAAAUGUCUCCUAAAAAACAACAGUGAUCUUCCUCUGCCUUACACAUCCUAGGUGUAUAGCUGCAGUGUGAGAUCAUCUAAGAAAUCACCUCUCACUAAUAGUCUCAUGAGAUUUGCACUCUAGAUUGGUUGAUAUCAGUACUACGGUUCUUACUUUUGCUGCAGAGAAAGCUGUAUCAAGGUGCCUUCAGUGCAAGAACUUCAAUACUUCUGCUUCUUCAUACCUCUUCUUCUUGAAUAUUGCCCUACUAGUCAUUAGAGGGGCAGCUCUGACAUGAGGAAGCAAAGCCCUGCCUCUAUUAAAAAAGGUUACAUCCAGAAAGAUAGUAAUUAGUAAAUGAUUAGCUGCCUAUAGAAAAACUUGUGACUAACCUUUUGUCGCUUUCUGGUUUAAUGCCCUGUACACAUGAUCGGAAACUAAGACAAGAAAAUACAAUGUGAGCAUUUGGUCGGAAAUUCCAACCGUGUGUAUGCUCCAUCAAACUUUUGCUGUCGGAAUU
Messenger RNA from Rana temporaria (common frog), 3023 nucleotides. Its product is annotated as extracellular calcium-sensing receptor-like. Gene Ontology annotation, biological process: G protein-coupled receptor signaling pathway. Gene Ontology annotation, molecular function: G protein-coupled receptor activity. Gene Ontology annotation, cellular component: membrane. The record is from RefSeq and is a predicted model, not a curated record. The coding region runs from base 31 to 2385 and encodes 784 amino acids. NCBI's taxonomy places the organism in Eukaryota, Metazoa, Chordata, Amphibia, Anura, Ranidae. The transcript is spliced from 5 exons.